AUGGGCGCGACCACAUGCGCAAGCUUUCCAUAGGCUGCUCCUAGGAGUUAGGGUUCUAAGUCUAGGUAGCGGAGAACGCAACUGCAUUCACUUCAAGACGCAGGCCGAGCGUCUCUUGCUUUCGGUGUGUCUUGGUUAUGGAGUAUGCCUUACCUAGGUUUUCAGUCUGGAGUCCGCAAGUCUAGACUAGGUUGAUUGAUAGAUAGACACAAGGCUGCACCACAGCAGAGAAAGCGAGGCUGUGCAAGAGUCUGCUUAUAUCUACUAUGCGGGUGGCCGGGGCUUGGCCUCCAUGCUUAUGAUUUCUACCCGGGUUUGCGUAUUGCGAUUGGGAUAGCGAUUGCAUAUGCAUACGCAUAAGCAUACGCAAUUACUAACUUCACCCUCUCGCAGACUUCUCGAUCUAUCGUUGUCAGGUUCAGAGUGCACUAGUUAGAAGAUUUAGAUGGACAAAACGAUAACGACUAGAAAUACACUAGGUGGUCUAUGGCUAGGCAGGUAGAUGAUGAAUAGAUUGACUGAGGGAGAGAAUGAAAGCAAACUAUCGGGAUGCGCAGGGUGUACGAUUGAAAGAAUCUCAAAGGGAGUAGUAUUUCGAGUAGCAUACGCAUGAAUAAAACAAGUUGUAGUACAACAAUCAUCAGGGUGGACCGUCGGGGAUAAUUUUCGAAGGAUGGACUGUGGUCUAUUUCGAUAAUUAUCACUAUGACAUAGAGAUAGACUUAGACUCUAAAUCUAAAUCAUUUCUGGGUUUUCUGCGGAUAGCGAUGAGGUUGUUCUUUGUAGAUAGAUUACUACAUGUUAAUACACAGACGCACAAUGUCAACAUCAAUGUAUGUGAGAACUACACGCAUAGGGAAAAGCAGGAGUCAAUCGAUCAGCGAGUGAGUAUUUCUAUAAACAUGAUGAUCGAAGCCGUGGGGGAAUGCAUAGCAGUACGACAUAUCAGAAGUCUAAGAAACGUCAAGGAUCGGAAAAGUUUUUCUUCACUUUUAUAUCCUCGUGGGGGACUCUGCUACCGGUGCUGGGCCUGGAGUUAGGAGUAGAUUAUAGCUCUGGCAUCCUGAUACUCUUACUCGCGCUGAGUUUGGGACUCAGACCGACGCGCGCUUGCGGUAAGAGUAAGCAGGAGCCUAGUCCCAAGAAUUCUGUUUGAGGAUCGUUACUCUCACACAUAGUUUGGUGUCCGCAACUGCAUCAGGAUCAGCCUCAGUCACGCAUCUAGCUUUUAUUUGUGACAAACGUCGAGGAUAAUUCUCAGUAUCAAUUUCAGUUGUUGAAAAGUAUGCUCGAAAUGACAGUGAAAGUAGUUUGCGUCGAUGGGCUCGCAUUGAGAAUCACGAGUUCGAGCACAGCCUCCCUCUUACUUAUUUGUUUACUAUAUACUUCUCCGCUGUUGUCAGGUUUUCACCUGUGUGUGGCCCGCGCCGCUCAGUCGCGCGACAAGGUGACGGGGGGUUCAUAAUCAUAGGUGACACUGAUGCAGCAAGCAUGUUAUCCAUUCUUCUUAAAUCUAAAAUAUUCUAAAUAAUCUAAAUUUGUUUAGAGUAUAUUUUUACCCUCUCACUAUCUCGCUAGUAGAACCGCGCCAGCACUACUACUAGCACUAAAGCUUCGAGGUCCAUUCUAGAUCUACUCCCAGAUGUAGCGUGGCCUCGAGAGUAAGGGAGCAGGAGUAAGUGGGUAUACAGUUGGGGAAGAUUGACGCGCAAAGAAGUAAGCUGCCUGGAAGAGGAGACUGUUUUUGGCGCUUUUCUGUUCGUCAGUUACAGUUUGAAUUCAGCCUGUACUUCUACUUCGGAACGUGUUUCCUGUGCGAGUGAAAGUGAAUCCGUCUCCAACGCGCGACCAAGCCAUCUAACUAACGCAGCAUCGAAUGAAGUAUAAGUAACGCUGGUCGACUCAUUGCCCGCUGCUUUGCAGCGGUCCUUAGACUUUGAUAUCGCCAGGCUUCUCCUUCUCGUGUGGGUAUGGAUAGAGAAGGGGCUACUGUGUAAGAAAUAUAACUGAAUGGAAUUGGAAGCUGCAGUGUUGAGUAAUUUGCUUCACCAUGUCCAUAUAACGACACGUGCCCGUCAUGAACGCACUCGGGGGACGCGAGGGGUCAGAUCUACAGACGACCCUAGUACUGCUUGUUGAUAAGUUAACUGUUGAUAUGAACCUUCAACGGAAGCAACUGCAACCGUCGUCGUCGACGUUGCUCCGUUCUUCUCAAGUAUUGGCUCGGUCUUCAUUGUCCGAGGGAGCGACGUCCGUCUGUACUCUCCAAGGGGGGCGAUGGGCUCGCUCUUCUUGUUUCCAAUUCAUCAGACUAUGGCUAUGCCGUCUAGGCGUUUUCAUAUUGCUUCUUGAUUGGUAACUUGAAGAUCUAGGGCAGGCUUUUCAUUGAUGAUAUCUUCGAAUCCCAAUCGCCGUUAUUCUAUGCACUCUUCUAAAUCAGGCAUCACUAUCUUCCAGAUUCCAGAAGGAGAAGACGCACUGUGGCAGUAGGAGUAGCGCAAGCAACUCAACUGAAAAGAUAAAGAAGGGCAGCGUCGUGACACUGACACCGCUCGCGAAGGGUAAGUAGGUGAUAUGGGAUAGUGCUGAACUAUAGCCGUGACAAAGACCAGGGUGAUGAACCACGAGGCAGAGCUUUUACCUUACCUGUCUGCUUCAAGUGAAUUUAGUUGGGGUUUUUAAAUUUAGCUUGAUUCUUGAACUUGAUCAACUCUUCUUCUUCGUACUCGAUGGUUGGGUUUGGGGGUUGGGGCUAAGAAAUGAGCACGAGGAGAAGGGAAUGUGCAAGCAUGGCUAGGACGAAGGACAGCUGAUUGAUUGCGCAUGUAUGAUUCAAGUGAAGAUUCUGCAGUGUCAGAACUCGCCCCCGGCGUUCGCAUACUUACAGCAACAGGAAACGGCACUGCGGUGUCGCAUGCAGAUCUAACCCUAUCUGUGAAAAUCAGAAAGUGGCUUUCAGUAUUAGUUUCGAACUCGAUGUCCUUGCAGAUGCAGCAUGAGGAUGAGCAUCAGAGUCGGUGCGUCUUCUUCUACAACUACGUGGCGGUUGGUUGUAGGGCGGGCCUUACUCUCCUUAGGGAUGUCUUUGCAAUUGUGUCUCUAUCUGUAACCGUACCAACUGUAUCAUCUGUCUUUCUGACUGUGUGAUCGUAUGCAAGAUAUUCAUGGGAACACUUUGGCGCACUGACACUGACACUGAGGCUGAGCUCUGAGAAACGGGAGAUUGAAAUAGCCAGCGACCUCUUUGUGUGGCUCGUCCUCUUUGUAUGGUAUAGGUAACUAUGACGCAACCUCCACAAGAAUGCGGAAUGGAUAGGGACAAGGAACUAGUACAAAUGGAAAACUUCACGAAGGAGAUCGGCGAUCGUAAUUGUCGCUGUCUAUGUGUAGAGAG
Molecule: messenger RNA, 3394 nt
Organism: Amoebophrya sp. A25
Lineage: Eukaryota; Dinophyceae; Syndiniales; Amoebophryaceae
Source: the annotation of a GenBank genome assembly